ACAACAGCAACUGACGCCGCCACCAACUCGCCAACAACAAAAACUCGAUGAAAGCAAUGCCAAUGUCAGACGGGCGAUGAAAGCCAUGACGGAGAAUAAGACCCGGCAUCUUUCCCGAUAUUCCUAUCGUCACAUUUCUAUAUCUUUUCGUAUCCCGAGGCAUCCCAUAUCCUAUUCCUCUAUUUCUUCCCUUUCGCACCUCUUUUUAAAAGUUACCUGAAUGCUGCUUUCCUUUCUCAUCGGUUCCGAUUCUCUGUUUCUGCAAUGUUCGCUCCCGAUCGCCGUUGCUUAUUCGUCGACUUGAUCGGGAAAUCUGAACAGUUGAAUCACGAUCACCGUCCGUUUCACCUUGGAGGCUUGUUUCUAAAUGACCAAACGAUCCCUUCCUCGUUUGUUUCUUUAGUUUCAGUAAAGGAGAAUAAGAGCUCCGUCGGUGACGGCGAUCUGCGUUUGGUCUCGUGUAUUUUUAGCGGAGGGAAGAGUCAAACGCUGCGUUUUGUGAAGCCCGCCGGACGCGGCUGUGGAUUCUUAUCUGUCAGUUUGUCCAGGGAGGAAGGUUAUUAUAGGGGAUCGGAAGAAAAUUGGGGGCAAAAUGGGGAUAAAAAUUUGGCCGCGGAGGAGUUGGAGGCGGUGGAGGAGAAAGCGGAGGAGGUUAAGGAGCGGAGAUCCGGCGCUCUGAAUACAACCAAGCAUCUCUGGGCUGGUGUUGUUGCUGCUGCUGUCUCAAGGACUUUCAUUGCUCCUUUAGAGAGGAUGAAGCUGGAAUAUGUGGUUCGUGGGGAACAGAGGAACCUUUUUGAUCUUAUCAAGAAAAUUGCAACUUCAGAAGGGUUAAAAGGGUUUUGGAAAGGCAAUUUUGUCAAUAUUCUUCGCACUGCUCCUUUCAAGUCAAUCAAUUUCUAUGCUUAUGAUACUUAUAGAGGUCAACUAUUGAAGCUGACCGGAAAUAAGGAAGCCACAAAUUUCGAGCGGUUUGUAGCUGGUGCUGCAGCUGGGAUCACUGCUACUUUGCUUUGCCUGCCAAUGGACACUAUAAGGACAGUAAUUGUAGCACCUGGUGGGGAAGCAUUGGGUGGUGUAAUAGGUGCUUUCCGUCACAUGAUUCAGACAGAAGGGUUCUUUUCUCUUUACAAGGGAUUAGUGCCCUCUGUUGUAAGCAUGGCACCUUCAGGUGCAGUGUUCUAUGGUGUUUAUGAUAUUCUGAAAUCAGCUUAUCUUCAUUCGCCGGAAGGGAGAAAAAGAAUCCGAGACAUGAAAAAACACGGUCAGGAGCUCAAUGCAUUGGAACAAUUGGAGUUGGGUCCCAUUAGAACAUUGCUAUAUGGCGCAAUUGCUGGUGCAUGUUCUGAGGCUGUUACAUAUCCAUUUGAAGUUGUGAGGAGACAUCUUCAAAUGCAAGUUCGGGCAACAAAGUUAAGCCCAUUGGCCACUUGUGUAAAGAUAGUUGAGCAAGGUGGUGUUCCUGCUCUAUAUGCAGGAUUGACUCCUAGCUUACUGCAGGUUCUACCAUCAGCAGCCAUAAGUUACCUCGUAUAUGAGUUCAUGAAAAUAGUUCUGAAGGUGGAGUCGGCAUAGACAUUGUACCUGCUUAACUAUAACUCUGGAAAGGCUUUUACUUGACUGCCUGUGGGUAAUGAAGCAUACUUUUUGGUGGAGUUAUCCACUGUUUGGAUCUCCAAGACGUUGUUGAUAAGUUAAAUGCCAUUUUGCAGCUUAAACUGAGGAAACUGCAGUUCCUUUCAAGCAUUGUUAGCCUUCUUAUAAAGCAAAAUACGUAUGUUUUAUCAACUUUUAUACUAAUCAAAGAUUGAUACCAUAACAUUGAAGUAGAUUAUAUCUUCAUCAAGGUAACGUUUUUCUUUUUCUUUUCACUUGCAUGGUGUAUGAGUAGAACCUAGAACGUUUGGAGUG
Rubroshorea leprosula is the source of this 1911-nucleotide messenger RNA. Lineage: Eukaryota; Viridiplantae; Streptophyta; Magnoliopsida; Malvales; Dipterocarpaceae. The record is from the annotation of a GenBank genome assembly.